UCCGCCUUCUUCCUUUGAGCCUCUAAUGUAUUCCUGCUUUCUAGUUCUCUUUUUCUGUCCUUGCUGGCUUUCUUCAAGUGGCUCCGUGGCACCUGCAGCCCCGGGAUUCCUGCUCCUUUCAGCUAUGAUUCACCGAGUCCUUCUGUUAACAGCCUUGGGCUUGUGUCAUGGGUUCAACCUGGACACUCAAAACGCAAAGAUCUUUCAAGCGAACACAAGGAGCUUCGGGCAGAGUGUGGUCCAGUUUGAGGGAUCCCGGAUCGUGGUUGGAGCCCCCCAGGAGGUAAAGACUGCCAACCAAACAGGCGGCCUCUACCAGUGUGACUACAGCACGUCCACCUGUGAGCCCAUCCACCUGCAGGUCCCACCGGAGGCUGUGAACAUGUCCCUGGGCCUGUCUCUGGCAUUUGCCAGCAACCCUGACCAGCUGCUGGCCUGCGGCCCCACCGUACACCAGGCCUGCAAGGAGAACACCUACGUGAACGGCUUGUGUUUCCUGUUUGGACGCAACCUGCUGCAGCAGCCCCAGAGGUUCCCGAAGGCCCUCAGAGAGUGUCCGCAGCAGGAAAGCGACAUUGUCUUCCUGAUCGAUGGCUCCGGAAGCAUCGACUCAAAUGACUUCCAGAAGAUGAAGGCGUUUGUCUCAACUGUGAUGAAUCAAUUUACAAAGUCUAAAACCUUGUUCUCUCUGAUGCAGUUCUCGGACAGCUUCCGGACUCAUUUCACCUUCAAAGCGUUCGAAGCUAACCCUUACCCAGAACAGCUGGUGAACCAAAUAGAACAGCUGGAGGGGUGGACACACACUGCCACAGCAAUCCGCAAAGUGGUAAGGGAACUGUUUCAAAGAAGAAACGGAGCCCGGGACAAUGCCCUUAAGAUUCUAGUUGUCAUCACAGAUGGACAAAAAUAUCGUGAUCCCUUGGACUACAAGGACGUCAUCCCUGAAGCUGACAGAGCGGGUGUCGUUCGCUAUGUCAUUGGGGUGGGAUCGGCCUUCAGCACGGAGCGAUCGCGCCAAGAGCUUAACACCAUUGCCUCCACGCCGGCUCGCGAUCAUGUGUUCCGAGUGAAUAACUUCGAUGCUCUGAAGACCAUUCAGAACCAGCUUCAGGAAAAGAUCUUUGCAAUCGAGGGUACUCAGACGGGAAGUACCAGCUCCUUUGAGUAUGAGAUGUCUCAGGAAGGCUUCAGUGCCUCCAUCACCUCUAAUGGUCCCUUGCUGGGCGCUGUCGGGAGCUUUGCCUGGGCUGGCGGAGCCUUUCUGCACAUGCCAGGAGAUAAAAUCAUCUUCAUCAACACAACCAGGGUGGACUCAGACAUGAAUGAUGCUUACCUGGGUUAUGCGGCCGAUGUCAUCUCGCGGAGCAAGGUACAGAUGCUCGUUCUGGGGGCGCCGCGGUACCAACACACGGGCAUGGCGGUGCUGUUCAAACCGAAUGCUGGUACCUGGGAGACCAGCACUGUCAUCAAGGGCAGCCAGAUCGGCUCCUACUUUGGGGCCUCCCUCUGCUCUGUGGACGUGGACAGAGAUGGCAGCUCCGACCUGGUCCUCAUCGGGGCUCCCCAUUACUAUGAGCCAACUCGGGGGGGGCAGGUGUCUGUAUGCCCCUUGCCCCGGGGGAGGGCUAAGUGGCAGUGUGACGUCAUUCUCCGUGGGGAGCAGGGCCACCCCUGGGGCCGCUUUGGGGCAGCCCUGACAGUGCUGGGGGACAUGAAUGGGGACAGGCUGACGGACGUGGCCAUCGGGGCCCCGGGGGAGCAGGAGAACUCAGGUGCUGUCUACCUGUUCCAUGGAACUUCAAGUCUGGGCAUCAGCCCCUCCCACAGCCAGCGGAUUGCAGGCUCCCAGCUCUCCCCCAGGCUCCAGUAUUUCGGUCAGUCUCUGAGUGGGGGCCAGGACCUCACAAUGGAUGGACUGGUGGACCUGGCCGUGGGGGCCCAGGGGCACGCACUUUUGCUCAGGUCCCAGCCUGUGCUGAGGCUUGCCGUGACCAUGGAGUUCACCCCCAGGGAAUUGGCCAGGAAGGUGUUUGAGUGUCAUGAACAUGUGGUGAAAGGCCAGAGUGCUGGAGAGGUCAGAGUCUGCCUCCGUGUUCACAAGAGCAUACGGGACCGGCUGCAAGAAGGAGAAAUCCAGAGCAUUGUCACCUACGACCUGGCUCUGGACCCAAGUCGCUCUCAUCCCCGGGCCAUCUUUGAUGAGACAAAGAACCGCACAAGCAGACGGACACAGGCCUUUAGCCUGAAUCAGAAAUGUGAGACCCUGAAGCUACAGUUACCGGAUUGUGUUGAGGACUCCGUAACUCCGAUCGUCCUGCGCCUCAACUUCUCUCUGAUGGGGCAGCCUUCACCCUCUUUCGGGAACCUCCGGCCUGUGCUGGCGGAGGAUGCUCAGAGACUCUUCACGGCCAUGUUACCCUUUGAGAAGAACUGUGGCAAUGACACCAUCUGCCAGGAUGAACUCAGUGUCACCUUCAGUUUCAUGAGCCUGAGCACUCUGGUGGUGGGCGGUCCCCGAGACUUCAACGUCAUGCUGACUGUGAGGAACCAGGGCGAGGACUCCUACAGCACCCACCUCACCUUCUUCUACCCAUCUGGCUUGUCCUAUCGGACGGUGUCCGGGGUCCAGAACCAGCCCGCAUGGCGGUCCUGGCAUGUGAUCUGUGUGUCUGACACCUCCAGCAAAGGACCUGGGACCAUGCAGAGCAGCAGAUGCAACAUAAACCACCCCAUCUUUCCAGGCAGCUCAGAGGUCACCUUUAAUAUCACACUGGACGUGGAAUCUAAUGCUUUCUUUGGAAACAGAGCACUUUUCAAAGCCAAUGUGACUAGUGAAAACAACGUACCCAGGACCAAUAAAACGGAGUUCCAGCUGGAGCUGCCUGUGAAAUAUGCCAUCUACAUGGCGGUCACCAGCCAGGAGGCCUCCACCAAAUACCUCAACUUCUCAGCUUCCGAGAAGACCCAGCACGUUAUAACGCAUCAGUAUCAGUUCAACAACCUGGGGCAGAGGGCCCUCCCCAUCAGUGUGGUCUUCUGGGUUCCCAUCCAGCUCAACCAGGUGACCGUAUGGGACGAUCCCCAGGUCACCUUUUCCCAGAACCUCUCCAGUUCGUGCCGCAGAGAGAAGAGGGCCCCUCCGCACUCUGACUUCCUGGCUAAGCUUAAGAAGGCCCCAGUGCUGAACUGCUCCAUUGCUGUCUGUCAGAGAAUCCAGUGUGACCUCCCGUCCUUUGAGAGCCAGGAAGCAUUCAAUGUCACCCUCAAAAGCAACUUCUCCUUUGACUGGUACAUCAAAACUCCACACGGCCACCUUCAGGUUGAGAGCACAGCAGAGAUCUUGUUCGAUGACAUGAUGUUUGCUCUGCUUCCGGGACAGGAGGCAUUUGUGAGGGCCCAGACAGAGACCAAAGUGGAGCCGCAUGAAAUGCCAAACCCGGUUCCCCUUAUUGUGGGCAGCUCCGUGGGCGGGCUGGUGCUGCUGGCCCUCAUCACUGCUGGCCUGUACAAGCUCGGUUUCUUCAAACGGCAGUACAAAGACAUGAUGGGCGAAGCUGGUCCCGAAGCUGCCCCGUCUCAGUAACAGCUCCUGUCUGCGAGUGGCCUCCCCCAAAGCAAGCAGGACCUGGGUUAGGCCGACGUGCAGGCUGCUGGACAGACACGUCCCUCAGGAGGCUGGACAGUGACGUCACACUCAGGAAAGACUUGCUUGGGUUUCCGUUUCCAUUCCUGUGUGUGUGCAUGUAAACGUGCGUGUGUGUGUGUGUGUGUGUGUGUGUGUAUGUGGCUGCAUCUGUGACGCAGACGGCUCCUGCGUGGGGAGGUGCCUUCAGCACACCCGCUCAGGCACAAGGGGGUUACUUAGGCUUCCUUGGGGCACACGUGGCUGGUAGCUCUUAUGGAUGAGCACAAUGGGAGGGUGUUAGAUCCCUUCCCUGCAGCAGGAAGGGCGACCUCCCUCCAUGGGUCAGCAUGCGGCCUGCAGGGGCCUGGCAGCUGGGCAACACCACCCGGAGAAGCCCUGCGAGAGCCAGGGUCUGGUUAGCCGGGGAGCCUGUCCCAACCCUAGAACUGAGUAUGUCUAGUGAGCAAUGACACGCUGCCUUCUAUCUACUUGUUUAUUUAUUAGUUUAACGUUUGUUUUAUUUGUUUGAAUUGAUUAACCGGUCCAUAGUGCAGAAAUCAAAAGACGUGGAGGGUGUGGGGUGAAAAGUGUUCCUUCCUUCCUGGUCCCCCAACCAUUCAAGUCGCUCCUAGCAGGCAGUCUAGGCUACGUGUUUCAGGGUCUCUUUCACAAAGACUCUAGGUGUGCGCGUACACACACACACACACACACACGCACGUGCGAGCGCUGUUUACACAGAGGAUAGCAUACAUUACUUAUACUGUUCUGCAUCUUGCUUUUUCCAUUCCUGUACCUCAGACAUUGUUUCGUAUAAGACAUAAGAUCUUACGCUUUUAUACAGCUCAAUGGGAUUCCAUCCUGUGGGGGAGUCACAAUGUGUUUAACCAGUAUCCUUUUGAUAUAUUAUUUCUAAUCGCUCAUGAUUAAAACAAUUGUGCAUUCA
Molecule: messenger RNA, 4568 nt
Organism: Rhinolophus ferrumequinum (greater horseshoe bat)
Lineage: Eukaryota; Metazoa; Chordata; Mammalia; Chiroptera; Rhinolophidae
Gene: ITGAM
Product: integrin subunit alpha M
Exons: 30
Coding region: 26-3583 (1185 amino acids)
Biological process (GO): integrin-mediated signaling pathway; cell-cell adhesion; cell adhesion mediated by integrin
Cellular component (GO): external side of plasma membrane; integrin complex
Molecular function (GO): integrin binding
Source: RefSeq, a predicted model, not a curated record